This is a messenger RNA of Penicillium brevicompactum, 1707 nucleotides long. Its product is annotated as MFS transporter. The annotation marks the transcript as partial. NCBI's taxonomy places the organism in Eukaryota, Fungi, Ascomycota, Eurotiomycetes, Eurotiales, Aspergillaceae. Gene Ontology annotation, molecular function: transmembrane transporter activity. Gene Ontology annotation, cellular component: membrane. Gene Ontology annotation, biological process: transmembrane transport. The transcript is spliced from 11 exons. The record is from RefSeq and is a predicted model, not a curated record.
GAGCUCAGUCACCCGCCCACCAUGUCAUCGCGAUCUAGCAUAUCACGCUACAAUCCCGGCGAAAAGACCGAAAGAGCCGACUCGGUGCCAAGCGAAAGCGAAUUAGACCGAUCAAAGUCCGAGGACGUCACGUUUGCUCCGAUCGCCACAACGGCUGUUCAUGACGGUGCACCACUUCAAACACAGCGCUCCAAUGCGGGGAAAUCUAUGAGAUCAAUUGAGCGCAGCUGGUCAUUGAAUGAUGGAACUAGUGUCACGGGCAAUGAGGUCGAAGCUGGCGCGGAUGAGGAUACAGGGUUUACUGUCGGGUGGGAUGAAAACGACCCCGAGAACCCCCGCAAUAUGAGCAAGGCCCGUCGGUGGUUGAUCGUUGUUAUUGUUUCGCUGGGAUCGCUUUGCGUGACCUGUACCUCGUCGAUGUAUACCACGACAUAUGGCCAAUUAAUGCAGGAAUUCAAUUGCUCGCAAGAAGUCGCAACUCUUGGGUUGUCGCUAUUCAUCUGGGGACUUGGUAUUGGUCCGCUCUUCCUGAGCCCAUUGUCGGAGUUUUACGGCCGGAGGAUCAUUUACAUCGUGUCAUUCUCGCUUUUCCUUGUAUGGCUUGUCCCGUGUGCGGUGGCUAAGAACACCCAGACAAUGCUUAUCGCUCGAUUCUUCAAUGGAUUGUCCGGCAGUGCAUUCUUAAGUGUUGCUGGUGGUACAGUUGGUGAUAUGUUUGAUCGACAUGAGCUCGCUUUUCCAAUGAUGCUCUACACAGCGAGUCCUUUCGUAGGACCGGAAGUUGGUCCUUUGGUUGGUGGAUUCAUCAACGCAUACAGCAGCUGGCGCUGGGUUUUUUACGUGCUUUUGAUCUGGACUGGCGUAUUACUCGUCUCGAUGAUCUUCCUUGUCCCUGAGACAUACCACCCAGUGCUUUUGAGGCGCAGAGCGCAGAAGCUCCGCCAGGAAACCGGAGACGACCGAUGGAAAGCGCCGAUCGAGAAGCUCGAUCGCUCAGUGGCUCAAACCGUUCUGCGUUCAAUGUAUCGCCCCGUGCUCCUUUUGACACUGGAGCCUAUGUGCCUGUGUCUUUGUAUCUUUUCGGCCAUUCUGCUAGGUAUUUUGUACCUAUUCUUCGGUGCUUUCCAGCUGGUAUUCUCCGAGGUCUACGGAAUGGUCAUAUGGCAGCGCGGUCUAUGUUUCCUUGGUCUUUUCGUGGGAAUGGUGAUGGCAAUUCUCUCAGACCCGAUCUGGCGCCGGAACUAUAUUCGCCUGGAGCGCAAUCACGAGAGGGCAACAAACAAAAUAGAUGACUUCCAACCGGAAUGGCGACUUCCCUCUGCCAUCUUGGGUGGACCUUUGGUCACGAUAGGCCUGUUCAUUUUCGCUUGGACGAUCUACCCUGACGUCCAUUGGAUUGGGCCUAUCAUUGGCAGUGGAAUAUUUGGUGCAGGGACAAUCCUAGUAUACUCCGGUAUUUUCACCUUUUUGGUCGACGCCUACCCAACAUUUGCCGCCAGCGCGCUGGCGGCCAACAGCUUCACCCGAUCUUCUUUUGCCGGUAUCUUCCCACUUUUCGGCAUCCAGAUGUACAACAACCUUGGAUUCCACUGGGCAACUUCGUUGCUUGCGUUCCUGACCCUUGUUAUGACCCCUUUCCCAUACCUGUUUUACCGGUAUGGUAGCCAGAUUCGAAAGAAAAGUCGAUUUGCCACUUCGCGGAUGUGA